ACCGCUACCGAGGUCGCCAACGAAAACCAUCCUCGUCGUUGUUCGUUCGAUCCUUUUCAUCUACCCUCCGUUUCUUUCCACCGCACCAUACACUAGGCUUCUCGGCCUCCCCCGUGAAUUCACCUGAAUUUUCAAAUACCUGCUCGACGCGAGCGCCUUGGUUCCUCCCCUUCCUCUGUUACCUUUCUCUUCAACUUACCUUUCCGCCUUCAGUUGCGGAACGUGCCUGUGUACUUACCGACAGAGAUAAAUAACCCAACUGUUCUAACAUAUCAUAUCACUGUACAUUUGCAACAUUCAUUCGUUGAUUUCAGGUUAAGCGCGUCUAACCAUGAACGAUAUAAGUGCGCGUUCUAAGACUCGUUCGAAAUUCUUUUACUCCGUCUAAUAAAACGAGAACGUUUCGUUCUUCCAACGAAUUGUAAUCUUUAUCGAUGAAACGGGGAUCUUAUUAUUCGUCGAUUAGAAUUCAGCCAAUCGGAAUAGACCGCUGAUAAUGGCGAUAAUGUUGUUAUCAAACUAUCGACAACGUAUUAUAUUAUAAUAUCUGUUCCAAAAAUUGGAUGACAGAUAGGAGACGCCAUAGAUGGAUAAAAAUUUACCGAUAACUCGUUUGAAUUUUGUUAUAUUUUACUUUAAAAACGGAAAUGCCGAAAUCCCGCUCAAAACUAAAGUACAUUGAUAAACGUGCUACGUGACAGUAGAUGGAGCAACUGACUGCGCUGAGUCAGUCAGCUUGACGUUUCGAUUGAAGGCGAGUAACGAUCGAGAAACAGAAAGAGAAAUAAAGGAGAGGAGAGAAGGAAGAAGAGAUAAUCGUAUCUUACCUUUACUUUACUUUAUUCGCCAAAAUGAACAGACUUUUUGGUCGACCUAAAACGAAAGAACCACCGCCGAGUCUCACCGACUGCAUCGCCGGGGUCGAUAGCAGGGCGGAUACUGCGGAGAAGAAGAUAGCAAAAUUAGACGCGGAAUUGAAGAAAUACAAAGAUCAAAUGGUUAAAAUGAGAGAAGGACCCGCGAAGAAUGCGGUUAAGGCUAAGGCGUUACGCAUCCUAAAGCAGCGUAAGAUGUAUGAAACACAGGUGGACAACUUGCGUCAACAGGCCUUUAACAUGGAACAGGCAAAUUAUGCUACCCAAACACUAAAAGAUACUCAGGCAACUGUAGUUGCCAUGAAAGAAGGAGUUAAACAAAUGCAAAAAGAGUUUAAAAAUAUCAAUAUAGAUCAGAUCGAGGAUCUCCAAGACGACUUGUCCGAUAUGUUGGAACAAGCGGAUGAAGUCCAAGAAGCGUUGGGUCGCAGUUAUGGCAUGCCGGAUAUAGACGAGGAUGAACUAGCCGCCGAAUUAGAAGCUCUCGGAGACGAUUUAGCCAUCGACGAAGAUACCAGUUUCUUAGACGAUGCGAUCAAGGCACCUAGCGCUCCUGACAAAGAACCUGGCGCCAGCUCAGUCAGAAAUAAGGAUGGCGUAUUGGUGGACGAAUUUGGUUUGCCACAGAUACCAGCUAGUUAAGAUGUCGUUUCGUAAAAACAUCGACCGAUAUAAGUAAAUAUUAUGUAUAUGGGUAUAUCCAAAGAUGAUUGGUUCUUGAACGACUUUCGACUUUCAGAAGCUUUUGCUACGUACAUAUGUAGUACACAGACAACGUACUAAGUAUUCCGAAUUUCUCUAAAUCUAUGGAUAUAAACUCGCGCAAAUUGUACAUUUUCGAUGAACGGAACGUAAUUUCGUUGUUGCUAAUAGAUAUGCUAUGUUAAUAUAUUUUUAUUGCUUUCUGUUCAUGUUGUUAAUGUAUAGAUCAAGUUAAAUAAAAUUGUCUAAUCUAAGAAUUUAAACGAUCUGUAACCGAGAAAUAUUCUUCUGAGUUUGGCUUUGCACUUCUGUGUACUGCAUAAUUAAGUUUGAGAUUACCUCUUUACUAUCAAUGAAAUGCGUUUCUUCGAAACCGCAUACUUGCGUGUAGUGAUACACAUGUGCCUGCAACAUAAUCGGUAUGACUCUACAAGCUUACUUCAUAAGUUUCGUGUUUGUAUAUACAGGGUGAACCGAUAACUUUGACCGCCUUAAUUAUUUUCUUUUAUUUACAAAAGUUAUAUGGUUGGCUAUAAUUUUUUAAGAUUUCAACAAUUUAUAAUUCAAAAUCAUUUCUGAUACCGAAGGUCCACCCUGUAUAUGUAUGCAUGCUCGUUUUAACGUUACCUUCCUUCUAUACAGUCUAGUAAACUGAUCUAUUAUGUUUUUAAAUAACGAUAUCAUCGAGGAAGAGUUUAAAAGACUCAACAAAGAGGUUGAGUGCCCAGCUGGAGGUACGGAACACAAACCUACUUUCAUAGCUUCGUUGCUCCACUCCGUGAACGUAACUUUUUUCCGAAAUCUGGAAAUUCAAAUAUAAUAUUGCAUACAAUGAUUUCCAAGUGCAUAUAAAAAAGUGCAUUAUCGACAAAUUACACGAGAUAUUUACCUCUCGAUGUUUCGUUUUAAAUCGUUUACAGGGCAGUUUCCUCUAGCGAUAUGUGCAGCGCUUAAAAUCAUAGAACCUGAUCGUAGCGGGUCUAUUUUAAUCAAUUGAUUAUUUCGUGACCAUGCAUUGGUAAAUAUUUCAUCUAUCAGCCUUAAAGAACAUAUAUAGAUUACGUUUUUAUAAUCUCAUACAAUAAUAUCAUAAGCUAAUAUGUACUUUGUUUCUCGCAUAUUGCACAUCGUCGGCGCUGAUAAUGCUAAUGGACUAACGCUGCUAAAUAUAUAAUGUAAUUUUGGGUACGGUACAAGAUUCGUCGCUAUUUCGUUCAUAUCCAUAUUUAAAUUGCCAGGGAACCUAGAUCCGCUAAAAAACGUGACUAUUUUCAUAAGAUUUACUUGUUAUGAAUAAAAAUUUGUGAAAUUAUUCUAAUUACCUUGUUAAAUGAAGAAGCAUAUUUGCAACAAUGCUGUUCAUAUCUUGAAAUGGUUUACACGAGAUAUUAUAGUUUAUCUGAUCUGUGUUACUUUUUAUUUUCAAUUGUGCAUUGCAUAUAUCCAAAAGGGAUUCGUUUUCAAUAGGAAAUACACAAGUCGCAUAAUCUAUAAGCUCUCGAGUUGACAACAAUACAUUAUAUGGAGCUGUAACAACAUCUUGCAUAACAAUUGGAUAUACGCAAGAUACUAGUCUGUAAUGAUAACAAUAACAACUACUAAAAAGUUAAUAAAAUAACGCUAGUAAUAAUAAAAAUCAUAAUGAUAAUGAUGAUGUCAAA
This is a messenger RNA of Bombus impatiens (common eastern bumble bee), 3238 nucleotides long. It is a transcript of the gene Vps60, whose product is annotated as charged multivesicular body protein 5. The record is from RefSeq and is a predicted model, not a curated record. NCBI's taxonomy places the organism in Eukaryota, Metazoa, Arthropoda, Insecta, Hymenoptera, Apidae. Gene Ontology annotation, biological process: vesicle budding from membrane; late endosome to vacuole transport via multivesicular body sorting pathway. The transcript has 4 exons. Gene Ontology annotation, cellular component: multivesicular body. The coding region runs from base 852 to 1517 and encodes 221 amino acids.